Molecule: messenger RNA, 4990 nt
Organism: Mya arenaria
Lineage: Eukaryota; Metazoa; Mollusca; Bivalvia; Myida; Myidae
Exons: 10
Coding region: 118-3630 (1170 amino acids)
Biological process (GO): protein deubiquitination
Molecular function (GO): cysteine-type deubiquitinase activity
Source: RefSeq, a predicted model, not a curated record
UUUAAAUGCUGAUUAAGAUGGAAUGGAACUUAUAUAAAGUCUUCAACAUAUUCGCUUAUGACACAAUGGAUAAUUCUGUGUACAAUUAAUGAACGAUGAAGAAUUGGAAAGUCAACAAUGGCGGACGAUAUCGUUAAUGAAAAGAGUUCGUUCGUGUUUGAGAACAAUUUCGCAGAGGGGGAGGAGGAAGAGGAUGGCGGCGUGGGUUACGUUAGUCAAUUUGACGAAAAAGAGCAGAAGAACGGACAUGUAUCUUCUCAAAUUCAAAGCGGAAAACAUGACAACGUAAACGAUGAAAGCAAAGUGACAAAGGAUUUUUGCGAAAAUCACAGAGAUGGUAAAAUAUCUCCAGUAGAAAUCAAUGGUCAAGACAAUGAUUUCUGGAAAUCUUUUUCCUCGCCUGGAGCAAGGCCGCCUGACAUUCUAGUGAGCAGGGCGGAAGGCAAAAACAAAGUAGCAAGCUUACAAGAACCUGAAGUUCUUAACAACGAAACAGGGAUGUCAGACAAAACUGGACAGGACCCGGAUAUAUUCUUAGAGGAGAACAAUACCUGGACAUUGACUGAGCUUGAUAUGAAAGCUUUCAAGAUGAAAAGGCGUAAGGGAAAACGUACGAAUCCAGCACCUACAGACGUUUUACACGCUGAUGUGGAUGGGAAGGAAUUCAAACUACCGAAGCUUAAAAAAAGGAAUAUUCAAGGGAAAGGCAAGGCCAGUGCAAAACCUAAUACGUUCCUAAUGACGCCUUUCUCCAUCGUGUCCAAAUUAACCAAAUCUUCAGCAACAAUGGACAUGAUGUUAGAAUCAGCGAAAAGUAUGGGGCUUCCAACCUCUAUGCCAUGUAUGCAGUGCUAUGAAGAAUACGGUCCAAAAGGCUUUAUGAAAGGAGGGGCCGAUGGUAAAGGAGAAAACCCUUUUUAUGACUAUGGGGAUGAAGGCGCCGACAAUGGAAGAUGCAAAAAAUGCGGAGGUCGUGUUAUGACACUCAAAGAAAUGAUCAAGACCAUGACCGAACUACAGAAGGUCAUGGAGGAGAAGAACUUUGAAAUCCACGACGUUUAUCCGGACGGAAACUGCUUUUUCACAGCCGUGGUUGAUCAAUUAAAUGUUCAAGGAGAACGUGGUUUUGAUGCAGAUGAAUUGAGACUAGCAGCCGUGCAGUUUCUUAGCGACAACCCGAAUGCGGAAGGCGACACUCCGUUGUCCGACUUUCUCACCUAUGAAACAUGGGGCAAAUACUUAUCAAGAAUGGCAUGUGAUGGCGAAUGGGCGGAUCAUAUCGUUAUAACAGCUGUAGCAGAGGUUUUGAAAAAGACAAUAAUCAUCUAUGGAGGGAUGACUGGUCAACAGAAAGCGGAAAUAUGCCCAAAGUCUGCAAAGGAUGCACCUGCCUUGUAUCUGGGUCAUUUGGGAGAAUCGCACUACGUAAGCUUAAGACCUAAAGGGAAAAUAAACAUAGGGGAGAAAAGUGAUGACGAGGCCUCGUCUGUGGCAGAUAGCGACACAAAUUCAAUAAGUGCACCUGCCUUGUACUUGGGUCAUUCGGGAGAAUCGAACUACGUAAGCACAAGACUUAAAGGGAAAAUAAACAAAUGGGAGAAAAGUGAUGACGGGGCCUCGAAGGUGGCAGACAGCGAUCAAAUUAUAAGAAGUAUGAAACAUUCCCCUUUGAAGCACAUCAAUUUCAUUUUCCGCUAUAUCAUUCAAAAUGGCUACGUUCAGUCAGAUGCGGAAUCAAUCGCCAAAAUCUGGCGCCCAACAUACGCCGAUCAAGAAACGUUCAAACUAGAUAUCGUAGGAUCAUUUAUUGUAUACAUGGCGCCUUCCUCCAGCUCAUUCACGGAAAUUUUAAGUAAGCAGCGGCAAUUAGAUAGUCUUCAUCCCAACGCUCCGACAAGCAAGAUAGUGCCGCUUCUUUACAUUCCAAAAGAUACCCACGCAUGUUUUAGUGCAAGCACAGCACAACACUCGGACCUGGUGGUUCAUGGUGACAUUUGCAAAGGACCUAUCAAACUUUCUCCGGUUCGAUCAAAGAGAUGGAAAGGCCAAAUAGAGCACCAAGGUGGUAAAGCCUAUUUACAGCACAUAGAAAUAGAUUUGGACGUAUUACCCCCUUAUUUGUCCAUGGCCUGUACGCAUGCAAUGAGCGCUGGUCGAUGCGCUUCAUUACUGAUGGCUUUUGCGAUUGAAUGGCCUGCGGAGUCUAUGGAAUGGAUUAACAGAAAACGAGAGAGUGGAUUUCCAAAUAAAACGUUAGUGAACCAUAUUGUAAGAAACGGUUGCCACUUGAUUCCUGCGUUUUCGGAUUCAGCUUUAAACGAGAUCAUAGACGAUUAUAUCGUCAAAGAAAACUUCACGAACUGGACAUUUACCUUUGCCAGUGCAGAAAAAAAUCUUUGUGAAUACCUACCAACUGAAAACAGGACAUGUUUUCUUCUGUUCAAAGCAUUUGUAGAAGUUACGUUUCAAGGCAUUGCUUUACCAAACUCGAUCCCGACUAGCGUAUUUCUUUACGCGUGCGAGGUAAUGAAAUCAAGGGAUUGGGAAAACCAACCAGGACGGUCCGUGUACAUACUCCUGAAAAAGCUUCUGUUUGGAUUUCAAAGGAAAUGCAUACCCCACUACUUUAUGCCGAGUAAGAAUCUUCUGUUUCAAGUUCCUGACGAGACGAUUGCCUCAUGUUUUCAGAAACUGAUGUACACGUUUGUCAACCCAAUUGAGGCCAUGCAGCGAUUAUUCAAAUUCUUGCAGUUAGAUUCUUCAAGUUUGAAAUCUACCAUUGAAGAGAUUAUCAUUGAUAUGGAAUUAUUUGCAGAAAAUGGCGAUUUCAAACAUUCGUUCACCAACAUUUUGUAUCCUCUGUUAGCUUUUUCAAUCCAAAGCAUGAUACAGCGAAGGACAUAUGUGACGGCAUGUGAAGCUUUGUUACAAUUGCAAACAGAUGUGGAAGAAACAUAUGGUCACGGGUGUGAAAUGAGCAGCAUCAUACUGCAGUUGAUUGAAUCUACUGAUAUUAGAACGCAAUGGUGUUUUGGAUUGUGUAUUGAUAUCUCGCUUGGAACCACUAUCACAAAGACAAUAUGUGAAGGCAAACCCGCGAUACAUAUCAGCGAAGUGUUCGGCCCAGAUGCACCGAACGUUUUGCUUGACACACUAAUUCCCGAACAGGCACGCGUAGACAAUGGCGACCUUACCUUCCCGGUCAGAAUUGUUGACGUGCUUUUAGAUCUUCAGAAUUACCAGGCGAUUGUAAAAUUGCUGAAAUACUACAUCACAAUAUACGAGACAAAGGCUGGCGAUUCCAAUUGUUUGCCUGUCGCUGAUUAUGAAACGCAAUCUGCAAUCAUUCAUCAAUCUCAUGGAGGUCUUUCGACGCAUUUUCCAAUUAAGAUUGAUGUAUUUGGCGCCCUAACUUCAUUGCUAGAAUAUUUGUACGUCAAACUCUUCAACGCCUGUCUAUAUUCAAAGCAGGUACAAGAAUUUAGAGUAUUUUUCCCCAAGUACAAGGCGCUGGUUGAAAAUGCUGGUUUAACUUCAUUAAGUAAGAGAAACCUGGAAGUCAUGGAAACAGCUCUGGAAGGAAGACAAAGACCGCCUGACAGCAUGAUGCGUAUGUUCUUUCCCCAGUAAAAGAGGUUGAGGGGUUGCCAACAGUGUCUGCGGUUCAUGAAAUGCUCGUCAUCAGUAACUUACCAAUUCUUUAGAGCAGCAUAUGUUUACACAUUAUAUCGCAUGAUUAGCCUACACAUGGUAGGUUUCGUGGGAGAGUUUUCUAUCUGCGAAUUUUGUGCUGUAUUGAUAUUACAUUUUAAGAAACCAAAGGAGAACCAAAAUGGGGCUAUCAUAAGAUAGAGAGAUAAAUACGGACGAGAGUAUCCAUCAUGAGCCAGAAAUGUUAACAUGCAUGGUUAGGGUUUGAGAGAAAAUUGAUUGUUUAUGCAUGAUUACUUUGUACGGGAGUUUGGCUGACGUGUUACUUGUUCAUCGUCUAUAUGCAAUGUGUUUGAUUAGACUAAGUGCAUUGUAUUGCCUGCUUUCGUUUGAAUGUGUUUUAUAUACUAGAAGAGUACUUUUUCGCAAUGAUCACCGUUGACAAACAGUGACGAUGUCACCCACCAAUAAGGAAAACUAAGCAAAAUUUAGCUAUGCAAUAUUUUAAAUGUUAUUUUUUUCUGAAAAUUAAUUGAAAAUGGAUUGGGUUCAGUGACCUCAAACUUCGUAACCAUGUUUGUGACGACUAGCAGAUGACCCCUAGUUAUAUUUUAUUAGAGUAAGUCGGGGUCACGGUGACCUUGAGCUGUAAAACGUCUCUGGAAACAGGUUAUUUUUCACAUGUUUAUCUAAAAUUGAAAUGGACGACUCAUAUUAUGCAUGUCUGGUCAAUAAGGCUGUUGUUUUGUUGUUGUUGUUGACAUGCACGGUGUUGUUUGUGGAGUUUUGUGCUGUUGUACCAUGUUUCUUGUUUGAGAUUUUUUUGUGUUCUAUAUCUUUGGCGUUUAUCCUGUGCCAUUAAACGGGGUUUAUUUUUAAACUGUUGGCUACUGAGCUUGUUUCUGUAGUUUUUUCAUAUAAAUAUUGAAAUCGAUUUUCACUUUAAGCUUAUUUUCUCUUUUUCAGAUUGCAUUGAAAACAACAUUAAAGCUUUUUAUAGAAUCUUUGCCUUUUCAUAGUUUGAAGCAUUUAUGCCUUUGAUUUGGUUUUACAAUUCUAUGGGGUUUUUUUAUUAUUAUUGCUCAAGAUUCAAUGACUUAAUGUUUGUACAAAUCGUAGUUCACAGCAUUAUUUGUUCAUCCUUUGCUAAUAUUAAUACAAAUUAACAUUGGUUUUAAUUUGUAUGUAUCUUAAAGGUCAAGGUCACAAUUUGAAGUCAAUGUCGGGCAAAACAUCGUAUCUCAGUCAUGACGUUUAACAUGACGUUUAACAUGAUAACCGGAAUUGAAGCAAUCUCAACAGUAAUGUAGAGCACCUCUUGGUUGCAUACGUUGAGAUA